Heteronotia binoei (common prickly gecko) is the source of this 1466-nucleotide messenger RNA. RefSeq names its product small ribosomal subunit protein mS27-like. Gene Ontology annotation, cellular component: mitochondrion. The transcript has 11 exons. The coding region runs from base 104 to 1324 and encodes 406 amino acids. Gene Ontology annotation, molecular function: protein binding. NCBI's taxonomy places the organism in Eukaryota, Metazoa, Chordata, Lepidosauria, Squamata, Gekkonidae. The record is from RefSeq and is a predicted model, not a curated record.
CUUCAUUGGUGCGCUAAGAUUUACUGGUGGGAAGGAGGAGCUUGUAGUGGCAGAGAUUCUUCAUUCCUCCCCCGACUUGGUCAAAAGGUUGGUACCGGCCAACAUGGCGGCGCACAUGUUCAAACGAGGGUUCAUCUGCAGCUGGGCUGGGAUGAAAGGCUGGACUGCGGCAGGCAAAAGAACUAUUCUAUCAGCCGCUUAUGUGGACAGUUCAAAAUGGGAACAGAGAGAAAAAGAUAAACACAGUCUGGCUGAAUUGGCCAGUUUGAUGGACAGAACUUAUGAAAGAAAGCUUCCAGUCAGCUCUUUAACUAUAUCCCAGGUUAUUGAUAACAUUUCUUCACGGGAGCAAGUGGAUCAAGUUGAAUAUUAUCUUUAUAAGUUUCGUCACAGCCCCAACUGCUUUUACUUGAGAGACUGGAGCAUCCAUUCCUGGAUCAGGCAGUGCCUUAAAUUCAAUGCAUGGGACAAAGCCUUGUACACAAUACAAAAUAAGGUCCAAUAUGGAAUUUUCCCAGAUAAUUUUACCUUCAAUAUACUGUUAGAUUCUUUUAUAAAGGAUGGGAAUUAUAAAGAUGCUAUGGCUGUGGUUACUGAAAUAAUGAUACAAGAAAGUUUUGAUGAAGUGUCUACACAACUUCUUGCACUUUAUGUCAUGUAUAACUAUUUGGAAAACAAACCAGAACUUAUGUGGGAGGAAGAGAGAGAUCUCGGAGCAUCUCUGUUGUUAACGGGCCUGAAGCAGACCAACACAGUGGGCUUCAGCUCUCAGUUGUAUGGUUAUGCCCUUCUCGGAAAAGUGGAACUGUACAAGGGACUACGAGCUGUAUACCACCAAAUGCCACUCAUAUGGACUCCGGGUUACCUAAACAGAGCCUUGCAAGUGAUGGAGAAUGUGGCAUUACUUCCUGAGAAUGUAAAGCUCUGUAAAGAAGCUGUUGAUGUUCUGGCAGCCAUUUUGCAGCCUGUUCCUGUGAUAGAGACAGCUGAAGAAGAAGCAAAGUCAUCAGAAGAAAUUCCAAAGCAAGCACAGUUGGAAGAAACAGAAAAGCUUCGACUUCCUGAGUACUGUGAGCAAUUUAAGGAUCUGCACGCUAAACUGCAGUCACUCGGCAAGGUGGACUCUGCUAGCUUGUUGACUUUGACCACACAGCUUGUUGAAGAAAAGCGGCCGAGCUUUGAAGAGAAGGACUGUGCAAAAUACGAGCAGAAGCUGAAGGACUGGGAACAGGAGCGGGCACUUCUAGUGGAAAGGGAAAGAGAAAUGAGAGAAAAGGCCCGGCAGGAGCUUGAAGCCCGGAAGGCAGCAAAAGCCUCCCUCUAAUUUUCUCUGUUAAAGACUUUUGUUAUGCUCCCUUUUCGCCUGGUUGUAAAAUGAAGAAUGUGCUGUUAUCAGUUUGCGGAAUAGCCUUGUUGUGAUGUGGUCUUCACUAUCUUGCAGAUUAAAUAUUUCUGGAUCUCUCUUA